This is a messenger RNA of Drosophila willistoni, 2022 nucleotides long. RefSeq lists its product as uncharacterized. The coding region runs from base 1 to 2022 and encodes 673 amino acids. Gene Ontology annotation, molecular function: zinc ion binding; nucleic acid binding. The transcript has a single exon. NCBI's taxonomy places the organism in Eukaryota, Metazoa, Arthropoda, Insecta, Diptera, Drosophilidae. The record is from RefSeq and is a predicted model, not a curated record.
AUGACGACAGUUGGAAGUUUGGAACCGUUUGAUUUGGGACAGCCAAAUGAAUGGGGCUCAUAUUUGGAGCGAUUUAAAUUGUUCCUGCUUGCCAAUGAUGUCAAAGACGAGGGUCGCAAAAAAGCAUCUUUCCUCACAUUGGUCGGAGCACCAGUCUACGAUCUUUUGACAUCAUUGGCGUUUCCAAACCAGGUCAGUACAUUACCGUUAGACCAAAUUGAGAAGAUUCUAACUGAUCAUCUUUGUCCACGUCCAUCGGAAAUCGCGGCAUUUUAUCAUUUUCACAAACGUGAUCAACAUCCGGAUGAGACCGUCGGAAACUAUCUCGCAGCCCUGCGGGCAUUGGCAGUGGGUUGCAAUUUUGGAGCAGCGUUGGACAGAAUGCUGCGUGAUCGUUUUGUAUGCGGCAUGAGGGAUGAAAGCUUACAGAGAAGUUUUCUUGCAGACACUGAAUUGACAGUGCAGAAAGUUUUGGAGAGAGCAACUACUAGUGAAGCUGCAGCAGCGAGUGCAAAGGCUAUCAGACAGCCUAACGAGACUAUCCACAGCAUCAAAUCACAGCGCCCUCAACAACCAUAUAAAGGAAAAGGACAACAAUGUGCGGGUUGUGCCGGUCCACACGGCCGGCAGCAAUGCCCUUAUCGUGAAGCAAUAUGUCACGGCUGUGGCCGGAAGGGCCAUCUUAAGCGUGUCUGCCGGAGUAAUGACUCGUCGAACGAUGUUCAUCCAGUAAAGGGCAAAAAUUCACGUGGGAAAUCGGUAAACCUCAUAUCUAAUCUGGUGAGCCUGAAGAAACGUAUCACGGUACAGAUUAAUGGAAAAUCGUGUAUUUUUGAAGUGGAUUCUGGAUCUGACGUAACUAUGAUGACGUUGCGGACUUAUGAUCGUAUCUGGCCAACAAACAAGCCUAAGGUUUACAACUACGAUCCUGGGUUUAGUGACUACCAACACAACCCAAUCCAGAUACUAGGAGUUUUUGAUGUAUCAAUUCAUUACAACGGUCGUAAUAUUGAUAAUCUACCAGUCAUCGUCAUUAAAAGCGGUUGUAGCGACCUUCUGGGUUGUAACUGGUUCGACCCACUAGGCAUCAGUAUCAAGGGCAUACAUUCAGUGGGCAGUGACGUACAGAUCGCAGGCAUUCUGAAUAAGUUCGAACACUUAUUCUCAACAGAACUUGGUUGUUACACUGGUCCGCCAGUCAUAUUAAACAUUGAUGCUACAGUGCCACCAGUGCGACUACCUCCACGCCGAAUUCCAUAUGCUCUAAAGGGACUAGUCGAAGAGGAGCUGGAUCGCCAAUGCAAGCAAGGGAUUCUUAAACCUGUGGAGUAUUCAGAUUGGGCCACUCCUAUUGUACCAGUUAUCAAGAAGGACGGUUCAAUUCGUAUUUGCGGCGACUAUAAAUCAACUUUAAACAAAGCGGUUAAGCCGCACUGCCAUCAAAUACCGGCGAUCAACACUUUGCUGGCAUCUAUUGAAGGUGGAUCGAUUUUUGCCAAAAUUGAUCUGGCUCAAGCUUAUCAGCAGUUAGUAGUCGUCGAAAACUCGUCUUUGCUGCAAACAAUCAGUACACAUAAGGGUGCAUUCAAAGUUACUCGAUUGCAAUUCGGCAUUUCAUCAGCACCAGGCAUUUUUCAAAGCUGUAUUGAGAAUGUGGUACAGAAUAUUUCCGGAGUCUUACCAUAUUUUGAUGACAUUGUAAUAAUAGGAAAAACGGAAACGGAAUUGGCAAUUAGAUUACAGGAACUGUUUAUACGUUUUGACAAAGCGGGACUGCGACUACGCAAGGACAAAUGCCAAUUCGGAGUACCAUUCGUUGAGUUUUUAGGUUUCAAAAUUGACUCAACUGGUAUAAGACCAUGUGCCGAUAAAGUCUCGGCAAUCAAAGACGCACCUGCACCUAAGGAUAAAAAGCAGUUGCAGGCUUUCUUAGGACUACUAAAUUUUUAUCACUCAUUUUUGCCACAUAAAGCAACAGUGGCAGAACCCUUACAUCGUCUUUUGGAUAAAAAUGCAACUUAG